Messenger RNA from Gigantopelta aegis, 2394 nucleotides. Its product is annotated as secretin receptor-like. Gene Ontology annotation, biological process: cell surface receptor signaling pathway; adenylate cyclase-modulating G protein-coupled receptor signaling pathway. Gene Ontology annotation, molecular function: peptide hormone binding; calcitonin receptor activity. The record is from RefSeq and is a predicted model, not a curated record. The transcript has 12 exons. NCBI's taxonomy places the organism in Eukaryota, Metazoa, Mollusca, Gastropoda, Neomphalida, Peltospiridae. The coding region runs from base 785 to 2332 and encodes 515 amino acids. Gene Ontology annotation, cellular component: plasma membrane.
UACAGGUUGUUUAUUAUUAAACAAGGACACACGACGUCGACACACGCGUCUCUCGGCUGGCUUCAUCUACGGAACAUGAAACGAUGCCAUGAUUUCACGGAACCGUGCCCACAUCAUAAGACUCGCGCCGCGUUUCUAGCAGUCUAGAGAUAACGGCGAAUUCGUAGAAUACACAACGAUACACAACGAUACUGAGUGUUGAAACAAACAAAAAACAGAAACAGAGUAUGAUAAGAUGGAAAUGUAUUCUGUGCUCAAGCAACGUGGUCGUCCUUAAAUCCACGUUACAAGAAGUCCCAGGCAAAAUCAUUGUUGAAUAAACCAUCUGCCUUGUUGUGGGCCGUUGUGUACGGAGAUUUUUUUUUCCAAACAACGGGAUGAUUAUUCAUUCAACCAGAUAGCUUAACGAAUUGCAAAUGGUGAUCGCAUAAUCCGCAGUAUGUUGUAUGUAGGUGUUGGUGUGUUGUGUGUUCACACUGCGUAAACUGUCGCGUUUCUGUGUCGUAUUGUAUGGUGUUUAGGUAUCCUUGUUAUUAUUUCUGUUAAAUACGUCAAAUGUACUGUGAUUUCUGGAUAUAUGGAACAAUGCUGAACUGUCACGCUGAUGUGUUUGCGGUUAUGUGAUCUGUAUUUUUAUGUUUUUUUACAAUUUAAUUACAUAUAAUGUACUGUAAUUUCCGGAUGUAAAAGCCAUACUGCAUGUGUGUGAACUAUUCUGCUGGUAUAUAUAUAUAUUUUUAAUCUAUAAUACGUCCAGUGUACUGUGAUUACUGUGUGUGGAAAUAUGGUGCUAAUAUUUCACAAUCAUUCUCUUCACUUCAAACACCAGAUUUCAUACCUGGACAUCCAGAAACAGACUGAACGACUGGCAAUUGAGAGGCGGAAAUGUGAACAGGAAAUGGCGAGCACACCGUACACAAUAACAGGUGUGUUCUGUAACCGUACGUGGGAUAACGUGAUGUGCUGGCCAGACACGCCGGCUGGAGAAGUGGCCUAUCAGAACUGUCCGGACUACAUCAACGGCUUUGAUCACGCAGAGUCUGCCACAAAACAGUGCCUGUUAAGCGGAGACUGGACGACUUCCAACGUCACGGAGCUUGCGUGGACGAACUACACGCUGUGUAUCAAGGGAACGAAACAACCAAUAUCGCCAAUCAUUAGGGAGAACAUGCCGCGGGUCCAGUUGAUGUACACCAUCGGCUACUCACUCUCUCUGACGGCGCUCAUCCUGGCCGUCGCCAUCGUACUCUACUUCAGACGUCUGCGCUGUCCACGGAACAUGAUCCACCUGAACCUGUUUAUCGCCUACAUGCUGCGAGCUGUCAUCUCCCUCAUGAAAGAGAUCCUCCUAGUCAACGACUUGGGCUUCGAUAGUGACGUCACACACGCUUCCGACGGAAGCAUGGUAUUCAAUAAAGAAGGUCUGCACUGGGAGUGUAGGAUGUUCUUCACGAUGUUUAACUACGUCAUCAUGGUGAGCGUCAUUUGGAUCUUCAACGAGGGGCUCUAUCUCAUGAUCGUCGUCACCCUGUCCGUCUUUGCCGAGAAGAUCAAGGUCCGAUGGUUCGUUUUGAUCGGUUGGGGAAUGCCAUUGUUGUUUGUUAUUCCAUGGGCGUUGUCGAGACAUUUUUUAGACAAUUCAUAUUGCUGGAAUGUUCACGCUAACGAAGCAUUGUACUGGAUCAUCCGCGGGCCUAUAGUGGUCUCCGUUUUGAUAAAUUUUCUAUUUUUUAUCAACAUUAUUCGUGUCUUGAUUACAAAAUUGACAGCUUCAAAUUGCCCCGAAUCCAGAAAAUUCAGGUAUUGGCGUCUAGCGAAAUCCACCCUGAUUCUUAUCCCACUGUUCGCCGUUUACUACAUGGGCUUCAUCUGGCUUCCCAAGAUGUCUGACAUUGGAGAACUCGUUAAAAUGUACAUAGAACUAGUGUUCAACUCAUUUCAGGGGCUCCUCGUGGCAUUUUUGUUCUGUUUCUUGAAUAAUGAGGUGCAGGCGGAAAUAAAGAAGAGGUGGAAAAGAAUCAUGUUGCAGCGAGAAGGGGCUUCUCCUCAUGGACAGUCCACCCACUCGUUUUUUAACAACGUCAGCUUGCAUCAUAACCGCGACAUCACACAGCAACGAUCCCACCAUGCGCCAUUAACAUAUUCAGAUGUCGAUGACCAGCCAAUAAAAAAUCAGAAUGGUCACCUUCCGGCGGAAACAGAAGAAUACGUGCCUUUGCGUGAACAGACGUCUACAUUUCACGACGGCCAAAAUGGCCAGGAAGCGAGCUCAAGACCAUUAAAUGGGGAAAGAACGCAAAAAGGAUAUUUAACCUAUCAUUCCUCCAGAUAGUGGAGAUGUGGCCCAAUGAAGAUGAUUAUGGGCAAAAAUAUGAGUAAAUUUUAAAAGGAAAA